Molecule: messenger RNA, 1706 nt
Organism: Fonticula alba
Lineage: Eukaryota; Rotosphaerida; Fonticulaceae
Product: AGC/PKA protein kinase
Exons: 6
Coding region: 1-1608 (535 amino acids)
Biological process (GO): peptidyl-serine phosphorylation
Cellular component (GO): nucleus; cAMP-dependent protein kinase complex
Molecular function (GO): cAMP-dependent protein kinase activity; ATP binding
Source: RefSeq, a predicted model, not a curated record
AUGUCUUCAAUGGCCUCCUUCUUUAAGCGCAGGGACAAGGACAAGGACAAGGACAAGAAGGGCGACCGAGAAAAGGACAAGGACCGCGAUGCCUCCGGGACGUCUCCCACCGGCGCCGUGGCCCCUGGCGGCGCCGCCACCGCCCCGAGCCCUAUCGCCACCCCUUCGGCAUCGCCCCUCGCCUCGCCGCCUGUGACCGGGACCUCGCCGCCGACCCCGGUGCUGCCGAGCUCCCCGACCCCGGCCCAGGCCAUGGGCCCGGGCACCGCCUCGGCCGGCGGAUCCGCCCCCGCCCCGGCCCAAGCCCCCGCCGGGACCUCGCACCAUCCCCACCACCACCACCACCAUCACCACCACCACGGCGCAUCCUCCUCCUCGGCGUCAACCCCGGUCGAGCAGCCCGGCCGCCAUGCGCAGCAUGCCCCCACGCACUCGGUGGACAUGGCCUCCUCGGCCGGCCAUCAUCAUCACCCGGCUCAGGGGGGCGGCAUGCGCAAGGCCGACUCGGUUGGUGUCAUUGAUUACUCCGGAGCCGACCCGAUUGCUGCGGCGGUCGCUGCUGCUGCCACGCCCUCCUCAGUCCCCACCUUCCCCAGUGUGCCCAUCUGCCACCGCGAAAUCACCCUGGUGGCGGAGAACCGCCGCCGGUGGAAGCUUUCGGACUUCAUCCUCCACCAGACGCUUGGUACCGGUACCUUCGGCCGUGUGCACCUGUCCCGCCACCGCACGCAGCCCGGUUACUACGCCAUGAAGGUCCUGCGCAAGGAGGACGUCGUGCGCCUGAAGCAGGUGGAGCACAUCAACUCCGAGAAGGACAUCCUCGCGCAGAUCUCCUGCCCCUUCAUUGUCACCCUCUACUGCACCUUCCAGGAUGUCCACAGCAUCUACAUGCUGGAGGAGUAUAUCAUCGGUGGUGAGGUCUUCUCGCAUCUCCGCCGUGCCGGGCGCUUCUCCAACGACACCACCCGUUUCUAUGCGGCCGAGAUCAUCCUCGCCAUCGAGUACCUCCACCGACUGGACAUCAUCUAUCGUGAUCUCAAGCCCGAAAACUUGCUGCUCGACAGCGAGGGGCACAUUAAGAUCACGGACUUCGGCUUCGCCAAGAAGGUGGUCGAUCGCACCUGGACCCUGUGCGGUACCCCGGAGUACCUGGCCCCCGAGAUCAUCCAAAGCAAGGGCCACGGCAAGGCCGUGGACUGGUGGGCUCUUGGGAUUCUCAUUUUCGAAAUGCUGGCCGGCUUCCCGCCCUUCUUCGAUGACAACCCCUUCGGCAUCUAUGAGAAGAUUCUGGCCGGGCGCAUUCAGUUCCCCUCGCACUUCGACAGCCCGGCCAAGGACCUUGUUCGCCGGUUGCUCAAUGCCGACCGGUCCAAGCGGCUCGGCAAUCUGAAGAAUGGCCCUGUCGAUGUUAAGGCACAUAAGUGGUUCCGCAACUUCGACUGGAAGGGGGCCCUGGACCGCACCCUCCCGGCGCCCAUCAUCCCCAUGUACCAUGGACCAGGCGAUACCAGCAACUUCGAGCGCUAUGACGAGCCCGACAUCGAUCCCAUCACCUUCGGCUCGGGAACCGGCGACGACCCGUUCGCUCAUCUUUUCGCCGACUUCUGAGCCCUCUCCCCCCCUCUCCCCCUGCCCCUCCAAUCUACCAAAUGUACCACACACAUACACCUCCCCCUCCCCCCUAUUCCUUCGCGGGGCAUCACACA